GAGAAACCAUCCAAAUCAAUUCUUCAAAUCUUCCAACCUCCCCCCCCCCCGGCAGCGCACACAUACACAAAAUGGAUACUUCGAAAGUCUCAAUCUUCAAGACGUACGAUAAACCUCGAGGUCAAGGAGGCGCGAGUUCAUUCGCGACCUUCAUGAUCAUCGGUCCUGUAUGCUUCUUCCUCGGAAUCCUCUUCUCCUCGUUCCCUUACGAUUAUCCUCUUCUCUGGACCACUGAAAGUACUCCUGAUGCCUACUACAACUUCAUCGAAGAGCAUUUGAAAUUCAUGCAUGCUUCUCCACCCAUCAUUCCACGUAUCCUCCACAUUGUCGUCUCAGUUGGAUUCAUCGGACUUUUCAUUAAGCUCUUCAAGCCUUCGGAGGCCAACCUUCUAUUCGAUGGCGCAUCACUCGUUCUCUAUGUCGUGGGCGUCGUGGUUUACAUUACCAAUAUUGUCAAAGGCAUGCGCAUUGUAACACUCGGACUAUAUGGCGAGGCUGGUGCGCCAGAAGGAGAAGCAGGUGUAGGGAGAGAAGAUAGCUUAAGGGUUUUGGCGGCCAGUAACACGAUUUUAGCUUUGGUUUUGGUGGGCGUGUUGGUUUUGCAGGCGGGUCAAUGGUAUGCGGAGCGUAAGGAUCAAGACGAGGCGGAGAAGUUUGAGAAGGAAGAGCAGGAGAAGAAGGAAUCGGAGAAGAAGCAGAGGAGUGGAAGCGGUCAUGUAACGAGAUCGGUUUCGAAGAAGAGACAGUGAGGGAUGUCUCAAUUGGGAUUGUCUAUGGUGGAUGGGGCACGAAUUUAUAUGUAGUAAUACUCUUUGGUUCGUUUUAUACGAAGAAAAAGAUUCUCAAUAAAAGCAGACAUUCUUACCACCAUCGAAAAAUCCCAUGCCUACGUAUUUCA
This is a messenger RNA of Botrytis cinerea B05.10, 898 nucleotides long. RefSeq names its product Bcshr3 (gene Bcshr3). Gene Ontology annotation, cellular component: endoplasmic reticulum membrane. The transcript has 2 exons. Bases 72 to 749 code for a protein of 225 amino acids. The record is from RefSeq and is a predicted model, not a curated record. NCBI's taxonomy places the organism in Eukaryota, Fungi, Ascomycota, Leotiomycetes, Helotiales, Sclerotiniaceae. Gene Ontology annotation, biological process: endoplasmic reticulum to Golgi vesicle-mediated transport.